AUGUACCCCAUAUCCGACCUCACCGCCUUCUGCCGCAGGACAACCGGAGAUGUGCCCCCAAAGCUGGUGGGCGCGUCGACCACUGUCAUAGGCUCCAAGAUGUAUCUCUACGGAGGUCGCUUGGUGUCCGAGCGCAGGAUGGUCUCGGAUAUUUACAUGUUCGACCUCGAGACUGUCCACUGGGAAAGGCUACACCAAGCACCGGAGGACGACAUUCCUCAGGCCCGCUACUUCCACAGCGCGGACACAUGGCGCAACCAUCUCAUCAUCUUCGGUGGUAUGGCCAUCAAACCUCAGUCCGACAACCCUGAGGACCUCUGUGUUCUGAACGACGUCCGACUCUUCGAUCUUACGACUGGACACUGGCUUCCUUCGUCCGCCACCUCCGGCGAGUCAUCGCCGCCCUCGUUCGUUCCCAAUGCGCGCUACGCCCACCUUAGCUCCGUCAGCGCGGACCGCCUCUUCAUUAUCGGCGGUCAAGACCUCGCAAACGUCUGGUUGGAUGACGUGUACAUUUUUGACCUCGUCAAGAAGGUUUGGGUGCAGAGGCGCGAGUACUCGCGACAUUGUGGGACAUACCGAAGUGUGGCUGUCACCGCAGACAUGCGAGUCCGGUUGCCGCAAGAGGAGAUGCGUACCGGCCAGGCGGCACCGUCGAACCUCGGCCCCGCUGGGACACGCUUCAAGAACAACAGGAAUGCACCACCCGCCUCACCUGUCACUUCCACGGAAUCGCUGAUACAUUUGCCGUACUCUGCUCCUCCAACUGACGACUAUCCCUGUGACAUAUUUCUAUUCAGUAACUACAACUUCACCGACGUCCAGCGAGAGCUGGAAGUAUUCUCACCUCUCUCAGAUGGUGACUUCACCGUGUCAGACCGAUCUGCCGCCAUGACUGGCACUUCAUUUCCCCCAGGUCUUCGGUUCCCAACGGGGGCUAUACUGGGAACCUUCUUCAUCGUUGCCGGCACUUACCUCUCUCAGACGUACCAAUCUUUCUCGAUUUGGGCACUGGAUCUCAUCAACAUGACUUGGUCACGUAUUGACCCCGGCAGCGCUCUCGCGACUGGUUCUUGGUUCCGAAGCUGUCUGUGGCCCGCCGCGAAUCGCUUCGUCGUAUUCGGCAACCGACAUGGGAACCUCGUCGAGGACUAUAACCGACGUCUUCUUAGCUGGGACCACGUCACAUGCAUCGAUCUGGAGGCGUUCGGCAUCUAUCAACCACCACCGCUCGUCUUGGACAUCUCAUCGCAGGAGCUUGGACUGGCGGCGUUCGAGGAGGGUGCGCUCGCAGAUUUCGAGAUUAUCUGCGAUGACGGGCGCAAGAUCCGGUGUUCGCGGAGGCUGCUUGAGGAGCGAUGGCCCUGGUUCAAGGAGCAGCGCAAGUUGUUCGUCCAGGCCGCACAGCGGGAGACGGAGGCAAUGGAGCCAAUCCCGCAGCAUGUGCCUCUGCCCGAGCUCCCUGGGGCUUACGACGGGCAGGAACCACGACCAGACCCGAGGCUUACACCCCGCUCGUUCAACCUCUCUGAGCCGUAUCCGAUCAGUCUAGCCCUGGUGCAGUACUUCUACUCCAUGGCGCUGACCACCCCUCUUCAACACGCGCCGGCUGUUUUGAGCCAGCUUCUUCUGCUGUCAAGCACGUACGAACUGAUGCACCUGCAGUCGCUCGUGAAGCAUGCGAUGCACCGCGCGCUCAGCUAUGCCACGUCUGUGGGAAUCUACGGGGUCUCUACGCUCUGUAGCUGCAGGAGCCUUCAAAUCAGGUGGGUGUCAUUCCUUGAUGAGAUAGAGUAG
Molecule: messenger RNA, 1797 nt
Organism: Rhodofomes roseus
Lineage: Eukaryota; Fungi; Basidiomycota; Agaricomycetes; Polyporales; Fomitopsidaceae
Product: regulatory protein ral2
Exons: 5
Coding region: 1-1797 (598 amino acids)
Biological process (GO): cell redox homeostasis
Cellular component (GO): mitochondrion; cytosol
Molecular function (GO): protein binding
Source: RefSeq, a predicted model, not a curated record